AUGAAGACCCCCGCAAAUCUUACACCGUACACCUACGAAAAUGAUAUAUAUGCAGCAGGCUUGAAUGACCAAAAGCCACAGAUCUCCUUCGAUCCUACAAAAUGGGAAUCCCACGCAAAAGAUCGCCUCCCAGCCGAUAGCUUCGGCUACGUCUGGGGUUCAGCUGGCACCCGCCAGACAGACGAUAACAACAAAGAAGCAUUCAAAAGAUGGGGUAUACUGCCCUCCCGCUUGGUGGAAAGCGAUUUCCCCAGCUUGAAGACAACCUUAUUUGGCGAUGAAUACAACUACCCCAUUGCUAUUGCACCUGUCGGAGUGCAAAAGAUCUUUCACCCUGACGGUGAGAUCGCUACCGCAAAGGCGGCUGAUACGGAAGAUGUGACUUAUAUCAUGAGCACGGCGGCAUCGACGAGCAUUGAGAAUGUAGCGAAUGCUAAUGGUCCUGGGUCGCGUUGGUAUCAGCUCUAUUGGCCUUCGAAUGAUCACAUGGACAUCACUGCGAGUUUGUUAAAGAGAGCCAAAGAUUCUGGAUAUAAGGUUCUUGUUGUGACGCUUGAUACUUAUAUCCUUGGGUGGCGACCCAGCGAUCUUGACAACGCAUACAAUCCUUUCCUUCGCGCGGACAAUAUUGGGGUUGAGCUUGGCUUCUCAGAUCCUGUAUUCCAAGCAUACUUCAAAAACAAACACGGGGUCUCAAUCGAGGAGGAUGUCUCCAAGGCGGCAGCAGAAUGGGCGCAUAUCAUAUUUCCGGGCACCAGCCAUGGAUGGAAAGAUAUUGAAUAUUUACGCAGUCACUGGGACGGUCCAAUCGUGUUGAAGGGUAUCCAGACUGUUUCCGAUGCGAAGAAGGCGCGUGAAUAUGGUGUUCAGGGAAUCGUGGUUUCCAACCAUGGAGGCCGUCAGCAAGACGGAGGUGUCGGUUCACUGGACAUGUUGCCCGAGAUUGCGAACGCGGUUGGAGAAGAUCUUGAGAUUCUGUUCGACUCUGGUGUGAGAUGCGGUGCAGAUAUUGUUAAGGCCUUGGCUCUGGGGGCGAAGAUGGUUUUGAUUGGUCGACCAUAUGUGUAUGGAUUGGCGAUCGGUGGUGAACUUGGGGUCCAACAUGUGCUCAAGAGCAUUUUAGGAGACCUGCAAUUAACAUUGCAUUUGUCGGGGAUCAAAGAUGUGACAAAGGACAACCUGAACCCGUCAGUACUGCGACAGAUUAGAAAUUAG
Molecule: messenger RNA, 1215 nt
Organism: Penicillium nucicola
Lineage: Eukaryota; Fungi; Ascomycota; Eurotiomycetes; Eurotiales; Aspergillaceae
Product: lactate 2-monooxygenase
Exons: 1
Coding region: 1-1215 (404 amino acids)
Molecular function (GO): oxidoreductase activity; FMN binding
Source: RefSeq, a predicted model, not a curated record